This is a messenger RNA of Xiphophorus maculatus (southern platyfish), 1237 nucleotides long. Its product is annotated as endonuclease domain-containing 1 protein-like. Gene Ontology annotation, molecular function: hydrolase activity; metal ion binding; nucleic acid binding. Lineage: Eukaryota; Metazoa; Chordata; Actinopteri; Cyprinodontiformes; Poeciliidae. The transcript has 2 exons. The record is from RefSeq and is a predicted model, not a curated record. The coding region runs from base 20 to 976 and encodes 318 amino acids.
GUCAUGGUGGAAUUUAUUAAUGGAAGACAUUCCAAGCCCCGUUUGCUCCAGUUUCUACUCCGGUGUGAGGAUGCGUUUGUUUUGUGCCUACAUCCUGUCCUGCUCUGUUUUGAUGGUGAGCUCUGCCGUGUCCAACAGCUUCAGAGACUGCAGCCAUUUUUUCUACAUGCAAACGCCUCCAGCAGGGAUCCGAGGGACGAGCCUGAAGAAGAUCUGCCAGAAGUACGCCGACAAACUGCGCUACGCCACCCUGUACGACAGCAGUCGGCGUCUCCCACUGUAUUCAGCUUACAUUUUUAAGAAGUCUGAUGGGAAGGGGAGGGCAGACACACCGUGGAUGUACGAGCCUCAGCUGGUGUCUGAAUCAGAGAGCAGCAACAUGAAGGUGCUUCCUCUGACUGCAGACAUUUCUCCUCUCAUUGAGGAGAGCCAGAUCGUUUUGGAGGACUACGUCGAUGCUGUAGAAUACAGACGAGGCACGCUGAACCCUGACCAGCACCAAGCAGAUCCAGACGACAAAUCCUCUACCUACACCCUCACCAACGUCGUUCCUCUGAUCACUGAUUUCCUGGGAACCUCCUGGAGUUCUUACCUAGACACCGUCCGCCGCCGCCUAAACAACUUCUGCCAUGGUAAGUCUUACAUCGUGACUGGAGUAACUUUUUCAGGAGGCACCAUCAAGCGUGACAACAAGGACCGUCUUUCAAUACCAAAACACGUAUGGAUGGGAUACUGCUGCCCAAAGUUUGACCGUAACUCACCCUACGAGGUGAGGUUCAUGUUCCCCAGUUAUGGCGGCUACGCCCUGAAUGAACAGACGGGCAACAAUGUGGUGGAGGUGCCAUUAAAGAAACUGGAGAGUUUCCUGAAGAGCCAAACAGACUUUGAAAAAGACAUGGCUAUUUUCUACAAGGGCUGUGUGUCAGAAAACACCAUCAAAAAGAAGCGAAGAGACCUGCAGAGGCUGAAUAACUGAGAAUGUUUCAAAUAUACUUGAACCAGAACAGUGUUAAAAUAUAAGGCUAACGUACUUUGAUUAAUGUUAUGGUUUUAUCAAUGUUAGAAAAAGAAGACUGUUUAAAAGUUAAAUUCUUUCCCAACUUGGCCUUAGAGGCUGUAUUUAGAUUGUGUCUGCAUUAAGUACUGUCUGUGGGAUGUCUUGUGCUUUGUAUGCAAUGACUCUUAAAAAAAAACAAGAGGGAAAAGAAUAAACAAUAAAAUCAAUGUUAAAAGGAUA